Molecule: messenger RNA, 1182 nt
Organism: Tachysurus vachellii
Lineage: Eukaryota; Metazoa; Chordata; Actinopteri; Siluriformes; Bagridae
Product: serine protease 27-like
Exons: 7
Coding region: 20-856 (278 amino acids)
Biological process (GO): proteolysis
Molecular function (GO): serine-type endopeptidase activity
Source: RefSeq, a predicted model, not a curated record
UAGAGGGCUGAACAUAAAGAUGCUGAGAUUUCAAUACAUAACCAUGGCCUUGGUCUUAUAUUUAAAGGGUUCCCUUUCCCAGCUCAAUGAAUGUGGUCGUCCACCCUUAAACACCCGUAUUGUGGGUGGACAAAGUAGCUCAGAUGGGGCAUGGCCAUGGCAGGUUAGUUUACAGAGCCCUGUGUAUAACGGCCAUUUCUGUGGAGGAUCACUAAUCAACAAAGACUGGGUUCUGACAGCAGCCCACUGUUUAUCCAGCGUUAGCAUGUCUAGCCUGACUGUGUAUUUGGGGAAACAGACUUUAAAAGGCUCUAAUCCCAAUCAAAUUGCAAGAAGUGUUAAACAGGUAAUCAUUCAUCCCAGCUACAACAGUGCAACUCAGGACAAUGACAUUGCCCUUCUGCUUCUGAACUCCUCCGUCACCUUCACAAACUACAUCAGACCAGUGUGCCUUGCAGGUCAAGGCAGCAGUUUUCCAGAUGGCACCAGUUGCUGGAUUACAGGCUGGGGAAGCAUCGCAUCUGGAGUGAGUCUGCCAUCUCCUGGUGCACUGCGAGAGGCAAAGGUGCCCACUGUCUGUACAUGUCUUUGUGAUUUUCUCCUGGGACAUGGAUCCAUUACCGCAAACAUGAUCUGUGCUGGUUAUGUCCAAGGAGGUACAGACACCUGCCAGGGGGAUUCUGGAGGUCCGAUGGUGACUAAGAAGGGUGCAGUCUGGGUUCAGGCUGGCAUCACUAGCUGGGGUAAGGGCUGUGCUCAAGCCUAUGCACCUGGUGUAUAUACUCUGGUGUCUCCGUACCAGACCUGGAUAUCCAGCAAUAUCAAGCAGAAUCUGCCUGGUUUUAUCACGUACUAACACAGUGGUAGGACAAGUGGUGGUACUGAUGGACAGGCAGAAUGAAAAUUAAUUUAUUAUCUUAUUUUACUCACUCAUUUUCUACCGCUUAUCCAAACUACCUCAAGUCAUAUCUCAGGCGUCAUCGGGCAUCAAGGCAGGAUACACCCUGGAUGAAGUGCCAACCCAUCGCAGGGCACACACACACUCUCAUUCACUCACACAAUCACACGCUACGGGCAAUUUUCCAGAGAUGCCAAUCAACCUACCAUGCAUGUCUUUGGACUAGGGGAGGAAACCGGAGUACCCGGAGGAAACCCCCGAGGCACGGGGAGAACAUGCAAACU